AUGGCGGCUGCUUUGCAAUCACUUCUUCCCAAGCUUGGUCUCUCUAAAAAGGCUCUGCUCCUUGGGGCUGGGUUUGUCACCGAACCUACUGUCCAGAUUCUCUCCGACACUGGUGUCGAUGUCACAGUUGCUUGCCGAACUCUCGAGUCUGCCCAAGGGCUUGCUGCUGGUUUUGGCAACGUUCAUCCUAUCUCUCUUGAUGUCUCAGACACAGAAGCUCUUGACGCCGCAGUAGCAAAGAGGAAGUCCACAAAGCUGGCGGCAAGAUCACUUCUUUCCUAUCUUAUUGUGGUGGACGUUCCAGCCCCAGAAGCGUCGGACAACCCACUGGGCUAUAAGUUUCCCUGGUCAAGUCGUAGUGUCCUUCUAGCACUACGGAAUGACGCGAAGUACUAUCAGGAUGGGAAGGUCGAGGAAAUACCAGGUCCAGAAUUGAUGGGUACAUCAAAGCCGUAUCUUAUCUAUCCUGAAUUCGCCUUUGUUGCAUAUCCGAACAAAGACUCAACAUCAUUCAAGGAGCGAUAUGAUAUUCCAGAGGCGCAAACACUCAUUCGAGGUACGCUCAGGUACCAAGGCUUUCCGGAAUUCGUGCGCGUGCUAGUUGAUAUUGGCUUUCUAUCCGAAGAGAAGCAUGACUUUCUGCAGCCAAGUGACAACCCUCUGUCAUGGGCAGAAGCGACGAAGCAGAUCCUGAAGGCAUCUAGCGCGAAAGAGCCGGAUUUGACAUGGGCUAUUUCUUCGAAGACGAAGUUCAUGGACAACUCGGAAAGGGAUCGAAUACUUGCCGGUCUUCGCUGGAUCGGACUUUUCUCCAACGAAGCAAUCCAGCCCAAGGGAACCCCACUUGACACUUUAUGCGCGAGGCUGGAACAAAAAAUGCAGUAUGAGAAGGGCGAGAGGGAUAUGGUGAUGCUUCAGCACAAAUUUGGUACUGAGCAUAAGGACGGCAGCAAAGAGACCAGGACUUCCAAACUAUGUGAUUAUGGUGAUCCGAAAGGUUAUAGCUCGAUGGCUAGGCUGGUUGGAGUUCCUUGUGGUGUUGCUUGCCUGAUGGUCCUGGAUGGCAGGAUAUCUGAGAGAGGCAUCCUUGCUCCGGUGAAAUGGAGUCUUGCAGAGCCCCUCCUUAAGGAGUCGAAGGAGAAAUGGGGCAUUGAGAUGGUGGAGAAGACAGUGGCAUGA
Endocarpon pusillum Z07020 is the source of this 1179-nucleotide messenger RNA. RefSeq names its product Saccharopine dehydrogenase. The transcript is spliced from 3 exons. The record is from RefSeq and is a predicted model, not a curated record. The coding region runs from base 1 to 1179 and encodes 392 amino acids. Gene Ontology annotation, cellular component: cytoplasm. Gene Ontology annotation, molecular function: saccharopine dehydrogenase activity. Lineage: Eukaryota; Fungi; Ascomycota; Eurotiomycetes; Verrucariales; Verrucariaceae.